UGCGCAAGGACAGAAUAACAGAAAUUGCUCACCAGGACAGCAGCAGAAGAGGGAAAGCAAAUAUAAACUGUCUCUUUAAAAACAUGGAAUCUAUAACAUAUGACCGGUUCAGCUCAUCUGAGAUAGCCCAGGGCAGACAAAACAGAAAGAUGUACAUUAUCUGUGGUGUUCUCACCCUUUAUAUGCUCAUACUGACGGUGGCUGUAGGAAUUAAAUUGUCUCAGGUCAGUCAAGAGGUAGCUGAUGUUACGUUUUCUCUCAAGACCAUUGAUUCCUCUAUCAAAGAAGCCUCCAAUCCUCUACAGUUUGAAAUUCCAUCUUUAAACCCUGAACGUAUAGUACAAGGUCCCUGUGAGGAAAACUGGGUGUUCUUUAAAGACUCCUGCUACUUUCAGUCAACCAUCACGCAGAGCUGGCAAAAUGCUGAAAACAACUGUAUCCGGAAAAAUGCACACUUAGUGGUGGUGAAUAACUUGGAUGAGCUUGACUUCCUUUCUUCAAUAGUAAAGCUGCAGGUCAGCUACUGGAUAGGGCUUGUUGAGAAAGAGGAGGGGCAGUGGUCCUGGGUAGAUGGAAUGGAUUUUAAAGCUACCGAACACUACUGGGACGAGGGUCAGCCUGAUAACUGGGACGUCCGUUUGAACGGUGAGGAUUGUGGACAGCUUCACGGACGGAUCCGUGUGGAGAAACGGAGGCUUUGGAACGAUGCUGACUGCACGCUUUCUUGCCCUUACAUCUGUGAGGGCAAACCCAAGAGCAAAUGACAAACAAUAUCACACGGAUAACAAUCAUCUAAACAUUAUCAUAGAUGGAUGCUGGUCAGGAUUACAACCAAUGUGUUGUUUUUAAAUAUUAUAAAUGAUUAUAUGUAUGUUCUGUAUCAUCAAUCUCAUGUAAUUGAACCUAACCUACAAACGUAGCGUACACCCACCAGACAUCUACAAGGGUAUAAACACACAACACAUAUAUCUGGUAUUCAUGAAAAAGAAUAAAGCUGUGAGAUGAGAUAA
Triplophysa dalaica is the source of this 1010-nucleotide messenger RNA. It is a transcript of the gene asgrl1, whose product is annotated as asialoglycoprotein receptor-like 1. The record is from RefSeq and is a predicted model, not a curated record. NCBI's taxonomy places the organism in Eukaryota, Metazoa, Chordata, Actinopteri, Cypriniformes, Nemacheilidae. Bases 84 to 764 code for a protein of 226 amino acids. The transcript has 8 exons.